UUCUCGCGAGAUUUAUCGGCAGCCAUCUUCUUGGGGGUGCUAGGAGCCGGGAAGACCCCCCGAAUCGUUUCCAUUUAGCUGCCCUUCGUCUUCGCUUUCUUCACUUUUGCCUGUUCUGCGUUGCCAACACCACCUGAUCCCAAGGCUGAGUGAAAGCCCGGAUCUAGGCGCGUGUCGCGCUCCGGGUUCAAGAUUUGCUCGGGUGGAGGGAAGGGGGAGGGCCCGGGCAAACCGUUGCUGCCUCAGUCGGGGUCCGGGGACGGGGAGCUCCUGGCACCCCGUGGAUUCGCGGCCUGCGACGGUACCCGCAGAGCUGUUCGCUGAUCGGGGCUCGCGGGAACCUGCCACCGGCGCCUCCCACCGCGGCCCACGCGGGAGGCGCGCGGAGGAGGGGGCGGGGGCAGCGGCGGCUGUAGCGGCCGCGACCUGGGCGGGCAGAGCAGUGUGACGGGCCUCGGGGCCGCUGUGGAUGGUUUCUAAAAUGAUCAUUGAAAACUUCGAGGCACUCAAGUCCUGGCUCAGCAAGACUCUCGAGCCCAUUUGUGAUGCAGAUCCUUCAGCCCUAGCAAAAUAUGUUCUCGCUUUGGUAAAGAAAGACAAAAGUGAGAAAGAGUUAAAGGCAUUAUGUAUUGAUCAACUGGAUGUAUUUCUUCAAAAAGAGACACAGAUAUUUGUGGAAAAGCUUUUUGAUGCUGUGAAUACAAAGAGUUACCUACCUCCUCCAGAGCAGCCAUCAUCAGGAAGCUUAAAGGUAGAAUUUUUUCAGCACCAAGAAAAAGAUAUUAAAAAAGAAGAGAUCACAAAGGAGGAAGAGCGAGAGAAGAAGUUUUCCAGAAGGCUAAAUCAUAGUCCUCCCCAGUCAAGUUCCCGAUACAGAGAAAAUAGUGAUCAUUAUUUCUUUAGAAGUCGUGAUGAGAGGAAAAAAGAUGAUCGUUCUCGCAAAAGAGAUUAUGAUCGAAACCCUCCUCGAAGAGAUUCAUAUAGAGACCGGUACAAUAGAAGACGAGGCCGAAGUCGCAGUUACAGCAGGAGUCGGAGUCGAAGUUGGAGUAAAGAGAGGCUUCGUGACCGGGAUAGGGAUAGAAGCAGGACUAGAAGCAGAAGCAGAACACGAAGCCGGGAAAGGGAUCUAGUAAAACCUAAAUAUGACCUGGAUAGAACAGAUCCACUAGAAAACAAUUAUACUCCUGUCUCUUCGGUACCAAAUAUUUCAUCUGGUCACUACCCUGUACCUACUUUGAGCAGCACUAUUACAGUAAUUGCUCCUACCCAUCAUGGUAAUAACACUACCGAAAGUUGGUCUGAAUUUCAUGAGGACCAAGUGGACCAUAACUCCUAUGUAAGACCACCAAUGCCAAAGAAAAGGUGUAGAGACUAUGAUGAAAAGGGUUUCUGUAUGAGAGGAGACAUGUGCCCUUUUGACCAUGGAAGUGACCCUGUAGUUGUAGAAGAUGUGAAUCUUCCUGGCAUGCUGCCUUUCCCAGCACAGCCGCCAGUUGUUGAAGGACCACCUCCUCCUGGACUUCCCCCACCUCCACCAAUUCUUACACCUCCACCUGUGAAUCUGAGACCCCCAGUGCCUCCGCCAGGCCCAUUACCACCCAGCCUACCACCUGUCACAGAUGAUAUUUCUUAUUCUUUGGUUUUGACAGGACCACCACCUCCUCUUCCUCCUUUGCAGCCAUCUGGCAUGGAUGCUCCCCCAAACUCUGCAACCAGUUCUGUUCCUACUGUAGUAACAACUGGCAUUCAUCACCAGCCUCCUCCUGCUCCACCCUCUCUUUUUACUGCAGUUUUUGUAUUACCAGAUACAUAUGACACAGAUGGCUACAAUCCUGAAGCCCCAAGCAUAACAAACACUUCCAGACCUAUGUAUAGACAUAGAGUGCACGCACAAAGGCCUAACUUGAUAGGACUAACAUCAGGGGAUAUGGAUUUGCCACCCAGAGAAAAACCUCCUAAUAAAAGCAGUAUGAGGAUAGUAGUGGAUUCAGAAUCAAGGAAAAGAACCAUUGGUUCCGGGGAGCCUGGAGCUCCUACAAAGAAGACCUGGUUUGAUAAGCCAAAUUUUAAUAGAACAAACAGCCCAGGCUUCCAGAAGAAGGUUCAGUUUGGAAAUGAAAACACCAAACUUGAACUUAGAAAAGUUCCUCCAGAAUUAAAUAAUAUCAGCAAACUUAAUGAACAUUUUAGUCGAUUUGGAACCUUGGUUAACUUACAGGUUGCUUAUAAUGGUGAUCCUGAAGGUGCCCUUAUCCAAUUUGCAACAUAUGAAGAAGCAAAGAAAGCUAUAUCAAGUACAGAAGCAGUACUAAACAAUCGCUUUAUUAAGGUUUAUUGGCACAGAGAAGGAAGUACCCAGCAGUUACAAACUACUUCUCCAAAGGUAAUGCAGCCCUUAGUCCAGCAGCCCAUUUUGCCUGUUGUGAAGCAGUCAGUCAAAGAGCGAUUGGGUCCGGUACCUUCAAAUACUAUUGAACCAGCAGAAGCACAGAGUGCCAGUUCAGACCUUCCUCAGAAUGUAACUAAGUUAUCUGUGAAGGACAGGUUGGGUUUUGUAUCAAAGCCAUCUGUUUCAGCAACUGAAAAGGUGUUGUCUACAUCUACUGGCCUAACUAAAACAGUAUAUAAUCCAGCUGCUUUGAAGGCUGCACAGAAAACCUUACUCGUUUCCACCUCUGCAGUUGAUAAUAAUGAAGCACAGAAAAAAAAACAGGAGGCACUGAAACUUCAGCAAGAUGUAAGGAAAAGGAAACAAGAAAUUUUAGAAAAGCACAUUGAAACACAGAAGAUGUUAAUUUCAAAACUGGAGAAAAACAAAUCAAUGAAGUCUGAAGAUAAAGCAGAAAUAAUGAAAACUUUAGAGGUUUUGACAAAAAAUAUUACCAAAUUGAAAGAUGAAGUCAAAGCUGUUUCUCCUGGACGCUGUCUUCCAAAAAGUAUAAAAACCAAGACUCAGAUGCAGAAAGAAUUGCUUGAUACAGAACUGGAUUUAUAUAAGAAGAUGCAAGCUGGAGAAGAAGUCACUGAACUUAGGAGAAAGUAUACAGAAUUACAGCUGGAAGCUGCAAAACGAGGGAUCCUUUCAUCUGGUCGGGGUAGAGGAAUUCACUCAAGAGGUCGAGGUGCAGCUCAUGGCCGAGGCAGGGGUCGAGGUCGAGGUCGAGGUGUGCCUGGUCAUGCUGUGGUGGAUCAUCGUCCCAGGGCAUUGGAGAUUUCUGCGUUUACAGAGAGUGAUAGAGAAGAUCUUCUUCCUCAUUUUGCGCAAUAUGGUGAAAUUGAAGAUUGUCAGAUUGAUGACUCUUCACUUCAUGCAGUAAUUACAUUCAAGACAAGAGCAGAAGCUGAAGCAGCUGCAGUUCAUGGAGCUCGUUUCAAAGGGCAGGAUCUAAAACUGGCAUGGAAUAAACCAAUAACUAAUAUUUCAGCUGUUGAAACAGAAGAAGUUGAACCUGAUGAAGAGGAAUUUCAGGAAGAGUCUUUGGUGGAUGACUCAUUACUUCAAGAUGAUGAUGAAGAAGAAGAGGACAAUGAAUCUCGUUCUUGGAGAAGAUGAUUUGACUGAUCAUUGAUCUGCAUAUGCUAGAACUCUACCUGUGUUUCAUUAGUAUUAUCUAAUGUACUUUUACAUAUUUGUAAAAACAAUUUUUUUGGUAAAAUGUGAUGAAGAUGGAUUUCACAAAUAGAAGAGAAGAAAACUACCUUCUGAUCCUGUAUUUUGAAAGAUUGAUGUUUGCAUUUUAUUUCAGUAAACAAUUGCUAAAGACAUCACACUAGAAACAUAUGCAAUGUUUUUAUUACAUACUUCUACUGAACAUUACGGAAUUCUUUGGGUUCUUUGUAAUUUAAUGAAUAGGUCUAAAACCUUACGACCAAUACUUGUUAUAACUUAGAGGAUUUUGUUUUACUCCAAAUAAGGAAUGAAUUUGCAUUUAAAAUCUUAAUGAAUGUUUUCAAAAAUGAAUAGAUAACAUAGUACUCUAACUAAAGUCUCCAAGUUAUGUAUUCAUAAUAUUACAUAGUAGUAUGCUUAGGCUUUACUAUGUAUUAGCCUUUUGUUGGACUUGUGUAUGUAUUUUACCAUAUGGGUUUUAAUGAUAACGGUGUAUGACUGCUUUGCAUAUGAGUCCUUAUGCAUUCAGAUGUUAAAAAUAAAGUGGAAUGGUCUCUUGAAAAGAAAAGAAAAGAAAAAAAAAUGACAA
Enhydra lutris kenyoni (northern sea otter) is the source of this 4202-nucleotide messenger RNA. Its product is annotated as RNA binding motif protein 26. Gene Ontology annotation, cellular component: nucleus. The transcript is spliced from 22 exons. Gene Ontology annotation, biological process: mRNA processing. Lineage: Eukaryota; Metazoa; Chordata; Mammalia; Carnivora; Mustelidae. The record is from RefSeq and is a predicted model, not a curated record. Bases 470 to 3556 code for a protein of 1028 amino acids. Gene Ontology annotation, molecular function: metal ion binding; RNA binding.